This is a messenger RNA of Spodoptera exigua (beet armyworm), 1635 nucleotides long. Lineage: Eukaryota; Metazoa; Arthropoda; Insecta; Lepidoptera; Noctuidae. The record is from the annotation of a GenBank genome assembly.
AUGUCGAGAUGCCUGCGGAUAUUUGGAGCCUACUCCUUCAGGUUGACAAGGAAACACUCGACAAUAUUUCUCGGAAUUUUCUUCACACUCAGUGUUACUAUAAUCCUGCAGCUGUACGCAUACAGACACCACGAGCACCCACACCCACCUCGCAGUGUCGGUGACUUUAACUAUAGUCCAGGCGCCUUCUUGCGAGGUCGACAGCCCGGAAACUUAAGUUACUGUCUCUUCAACUAUGGCCUUCCUAAUCGUCUCAAAUGGGGCAAAUUCAAAGUAUUGCCGUCCCCAGAAACUGGAAGCAGGAGUAACUAUAGAGUCAUAUAUAACGCCAUUCAAAGUAUCCUGUAUUUAAACGUCAGCCAUGUUGAUGCAGUGACGUAUGUCACUCAGGCGACACCAGAAUUCCUGUACCAUGUCGUGGAAAUAGCGAAGUUUUGGGAUGGUCCCAUUAGCCUCGCCGUGUACACACCUAAAUAUGACUUAGAUAUUGCUAUGCAGAUAUUAAACCAUCUAUGUCACUGUUAUCCGUUAAUGGCUAAAGUUUCGGUCCAUUUCUUUUACCCAAAACGCGCAGUACCAAAGUUGAGAUCAUUGAAGGAAAUACGGAUGUCUUUAACUACUGUAUCAACGCCGACAUUGGAAACGUUCAAUUUGAGUACUACAGAACUGCUGCGACGUAAAUUGGAGAAUUACCACAAUUUGAAUAACAAUACUAGAGCACAAUACAUUCAGAAAGCGAGAAAGAACAAAAUUGAACGCAUGACGAUGAAGAUUGCAGGUACUAGACCCCAACCGCCGACUAUAAAAUUCGAAGACUGUUCUAGCUCAGGUUCAGAAAACGUGGAAACGUACAGAAAGGCAAAAUUAAUGACAUAUCCAAUUAACGUCGGUAGGAAUGUUGCAAGAAAUGCAUCAACGACCAAUUAUUUCUUAGUGUCAGAUAUAGAAUUGGUGCCAAGUAUUGGUUUGGCGAAAAAUUUCUUGAAAAUGAUUAGAAAAUUGAUGGGUGAUGAGAAAAGGGAUUCUGGUUGUGUGUUUCCGAAGACAGUGUUUGUGGUGCCAUUGUUCGAAGUGGAGAGAGGGGAGCAAAUACCUCACACCAAAAGAAAGUUGAUACAAAUGAUAUUUACGAAUCGGGCUACGUACUUCCACCAGCACAUCUGCCCUCAUUGCCAGCGGUUCCCAGGACUUCAGACCUGGUUAGUAAGGCCUGCGCGUAAUGUUCUUGAGCCAAUGUUGAUAGCAAAGCGGGAAUAUCCAUACCAUAGAUGGGAACCUCUUUACUUUGGCACCAACAAAGAGCCUUGGUACAGCGAGUCUCUGUCUUGGGAAGGCCUCCAGGACAAAAUGACGCAGAUGUUGGAGAUGUGCCUACAACGAUACCGAAUGGUGGUCCUCGAUGGAGGAUUUCUCUCUCACGCAGCAGUAACAAGAUCAAAGAAACAUCGUAUAAGAGCUGAACAAAUGAACUUGGUCGGCAAACUAACAGACGUAUUACCUGAUGGUAAGCAAUCGGCGCCGCCCAUGGAGAUCCCCAAUACCAGAGGAGUUACGAGUGCAUUGACGGCCUUUUUGCUGAUCCCUAAAGCUCUGAAACCUCAAAACGAGGGAGGGAAAGGAGUGGGUCUCCGGUAA